GCUUCGCCAUGAGGAACUCCAAAGCUGAUCGAAUCGAGGCAAACCGGCUGCAGCACGCGGCGGAUGAGCACGAGCUGGACCUGUUUCUCAAUACACCGCAUUGCCCUGUUCAUUCUCCAGUACCUUCUGAUCUAAAUGAGUGUUUAAACGUUGAAAAUGACUCACUGAAAUCUUCAGAACUCAACCACAAAGGUAUUCCUCGCGGCAGUGCCUCCACUGGCGUUUUGCUGCCUGGUUUGGUGAUUCUCAAGGGGUUUUUAACGCCUCAAGAGCAGCAAGAGCUGGUUAAUGAUUCAAGACACAUGGGACUAGGAGAGGGAGGGUUCUAUAAGCCUACGUACGCCAGUGGUGCCAAGUGUCGCCUCCACCAGAUGUGCCUCGGGCGACACUGGAACGUCAAGACGGAGAAGUACGAAGACCGACGCAGUAACCAUGACAAUGCACUGGUUCCUGCACUACCUGAGAGCUGGAAGAUGCAUGCACAACGCAGUCUGGACGCAGCCAAGGUGAUCGACCCACUUGUGAUGGGGACGUGCAAGAAGAUGACGCCGGACAUUUGUGUUGUCAAUUUCUACAAGAAGGCAGGAAGGAAUGGCAUGCACAUUGACAAAGACGAGAGCGAUGAAGCCAUGAGUAUGGGCUCGCCUGUCAUUUCUUUCUCAAUUGGAUGUGCGGCCGAGUUCGCGUAUAUUGAUCACUACCCGGAGCCGCAUGAGGCGGUACCGAUCGUCCGCCUUGAAUCGGGCGAUGCGUUGGUAUUUGGUGGCCCAGCGAGGAAUGUAGUGCAUGCACUAACGAGGGUUUAUAACGGCACACAGCCGUCCUGGUUGCGUAUGCGCUCGGGGAGACUUAACCUGACAUUCCGAGAAUACAAGCCAAGUGAGCUCGAGAGCUAGGUUGCUGGUUGUUUUGACCCACGUGGCUGGUGUUUGAGAUAAAGUGGACUAUAUGGUCUCAAGAGCACUACGAACGGAAUGAAUUACAAUUUUCAUAAAUCGUAUUGUGGUGUUUCGUGAGUAAGCGCAGCGUGUUCUCGUAGAUCAGUGUUCUCUGUUCCGCCGCCACCACUUGAUGAAUAGGCGGCGAAUUGGCUCUCCGGUCACAAGAUUUGGUGCCGGAUUGUUCGGUCAGGACCACUGCAACUCCUUGGCUGUGGGAUAGUAUGUCGUUGCGAGGUAUUGCUCGUUAUCAGCGCUGCAGCUUGGAGGAGUUUUCGUUCUGAGGGUGGCCGGCCUCGUUUCGACAGGGAGAAGUGAGUCUGGCGUAAUUGGCCCCUACAACACACGCCCACAUAACCUUCAAAGGUGCCGAAUGAUAUUGUUCAUAUGAUAUGAGGAGCCUCCGUCAUCAACUACCAAGACGCUUGUGCCGGACUCAACGUGUUCAAGACGCUUUCACAGUGACGAAGCCUUAGUCCAACAGGAGGUCCGUCGAUCUGAAUAGAUGACAGCAUUCGUCCAUCUAAUAAUCGCAUAAUAUGUGAUUAUGUCGAAACACACUAUACUA
This is a messenger RNA of Phytophthora nicotianae INRA-310, 1506 nucleotides long. RefSeq lists its product as hypothetical. Gene Ontology annotation, cellular component: cytoplasm; nucleus. The coding region runs from base 9 to 896 and encodes 295 amino acids. Lineage: Eukaryota; Oomycota; Peronosporomycetes; Peronosporales; Peronosporaceae. Gene Ontology annotation, molecular function: broad specificity oxidative DNA demethylase activity; ferrous iron binding; oxidative RNA demethylase activity. The transcript has a single exon. The record is from RefSeq and is a predicted model, not a curated record. Gene Ontology annotation, biological process: oxidative RNA demethylation.